AUGAAUCAAAACGUCUGUAUUCUCCUCCUCAUGAUUUUUGUCCUGUCAUCUGAAACGUCAUUGGUUUUGGCUGUGAACUUUUUCUACCAAAACUGCAGUGUGCCCAUUACUUGUGGCAGCCAAGACAUUAGGUAUCCAUUCUACAUCCAAGGCAAGCAACAACCCUUUUGUGGGUAUCCUGGUUUCGAGCUCUCCUGCCAAGGCGGAGAUGAAGACGGAGAAGCCUACCCAAUUCUCCAUUUGUCUGGUAACGAUUACAUAAUCCACAACAUCAGUUACCAAACCAGUUCUCUUCUUGUCUCAAAUGCUCUGCUUUCACACUACCUAAACAACUCUGCUUGUACUAACCUGUCGUCAAUCAACAACUUAACCCUCCCUAAUGAUCAGUUUAAUCUGGCUCCAAACCAAGAUCAAUUCUUUCUGCUCUACAACUGCAACUCUUCGUUUGUCGAUUCUUUUCCAAAGUACAAGAUUGGUUGUAAUAACACUUCGGUUCUUGCUGUGCCUCGGGAUGAAUACCCUGAAGUUGGAAAUGUCCUGCAGUCCCAAAAGUGUGGAUCGAGUGAGGUGGCGGCAGCGCAUGGUGGAGGGUACGGGAAUGUUGAGGCAGCGGGAAUGAAGGAGGUGUUGGGGAGAGGGUUUGAGAUGACGUGGAAGGCAGUCGACUGCAGCCGCUGCUAG
This is a messenger RNA of Malus domestica (apple), 681 nucleotides long. Lineage: Eukaryota; Viridiplantae; Streptophyta; Magnoliopsida; Rosales; Rosaceae. The record is from RefSeq and is a predicted model, not a curated record.